UGCGUCUUCAGCUCCCCUCACACUCGGGCUCCUCGAGGAGGAGGGGCUGCAGCCCUGGCCCACCGUUAGCACAAUGAUCCUCAGGCUGCUCCUGGCUCUCAACUUCUUCCCCUCAAUUCAAGUAACAGAGAACAAGAUUUUGGUGAAGCAGUCGCCCAUGCUUGUGGUGCACAAUAAUGCGGUCAACCUCAGCUGCAAGUACACCUACAACCUCUUCUCCAAGGAGUUCCGGGCCUCCCUCUACAAGGGAGCAGACAGUGCUGUGGAAGUCUGUGUUGUGAAUGGAAAUCACUCCCACCAGCUUCAGUUUCACUCAAAUACAGGAUUCAACUGCGAUGGGAAAUUGGGCAACGAAACAGUGACAUUCUACCUCUGGAAUUUGUACGUUAAUCAAACGGAUAUUUACUUCUGCAAGAUUGAGGUCAUGUACCCUCCUCCUUACAUAGACAAUGAGAAGAGCAACGGGACCAUUAUCCAUGUGAAAGAGAAACAUCUUUGUCCAGUUCAUGCGUUUACUGAGUCUUCUACGCCAUUGUGGGCACUGGCGGUGACUGGUGGAGUCCUAGCUUUCUAUAGCCUGCUGGUAACAGUGGCUCUUUGUACUUGCUGGAUGAGGAAUAGGAGGAGCAGGACCCUUCAGAGCGACUACAUGAACAUGACCCCCCGGAGGCCGGGGCCCACCCGAAAGCACUACCAGCCCUACGCGCCGGCGCGGGACUUCGCGGCCUACCGCUCCUGACACGGACGCCUAUCCAGAUGCGCGCCGGCCGGCCCCGCGUCACCCCUGGACACCACCGCUCUGGAUAGGAAAGGACUGCCCCCCUGUCGGCCGGCCGCCUCGGGCUCCUGCGACGCCCCCUGUGCCAAGGGUUCUUGAACCACCAGCCCAAACGACACCAUCCUGAGACUCUGAAAUGAAGUGAGAGAAUAGGACUGUGGCAGGCCAUCCCAUGGAGUGCCACGACCCCAAUUCAAACUCACCAUGUAUUUAUUGACUUGCUGGAGGGGUUAGGGUGGAGAACAAAAAGGGAACGGAUUGUUAGCCUUGAAAUCUGCCUCCAGCGUCACUCUUUCUCACUCACCUUAACAUUGUGGUUGCGAAGAGUGAUAUCCAACGACUUUUUAGACGAAGAAA
Molecule: messenger RNA, 1135 nt
Organism: Equus quagga
Lineage: Eukaryota; Metazoa; Chordata; Mammalia; Perissodactyla; Equidae
Gene: CD28
Product: CD28 molecule
Exons: 4
Coding region: 74-739 (221 amino acids)
Biological process (GO): T cell activation; T cell receptor signaling pathway; positive regulation of T cell proliferation
Cellular component (GO): membrane; external side of plasma membrane
Source: RefSeq, a predicted model, not a curated record